Messenger RNA from Malurus melanocephalus (red-backed fairy wren), 2447 nucleotides. It is a transcript of the gene TGM4, whose product is annotated as transglutaminase 4. The transcript is spliced from 14 exons. The record is from RefSeq and is a predicted model, not a curated record. Gene Ontology annotation, molecular function: protein-glutamine gamma-glutamyltransferase activity. NCBI's taxonomy places the organism in Eukaryota, Metazoa, Chordata, Aves, Passeriformes, Maluridae. The coding region runs from base 111 to 2234 and encodes 707 amino acids. Gene Ontology annotation, biological process: peptide cross-linking.
GGGCAGCCUGUCUUCCUUCUCCACACUCAGAGGCAAGUGGCAGAGACUACUCAGAAGCUUGGAAGCUGCUGGCAUCGCAGGCAUCUCGGGUAGAAGCUCUGACAAGAACCAUGUUCAGCAGUGCUGRGAGCGAUCUGAAGGUCACUGGGGUUGACUUUCUCAAGAGCCAGAACACCCAGCAGCACCACACGGAUGGGUACAACAUCAAGCACCUGGUGGUGCGGCGUGGGCAGCCCUUCCAGGUGCAGCUCAGCCUCAGCAGGGAGCUCAAGGCUGGUGACAAACUGUCCCUGCGCUUUGGCAUUGGUGAGAACCCGAUGAAGAACAGGGGGAGCCUGCUGUCACUGAAACCGGAGCGGGAGGACUUAAACGGGUGGAAAAUCUCCAUUGCCAAGAGGAAUGGCAAAGAGUGCCUGCUAUCUGUCACCAGCUCUCCCAGUGCCGCCGUGGGAAAAUACAACCUGCAUGUGAAGACUGGGACUAACAUUUACAAGCCUGAAAAUGGUGUUGUCUACCUUUUGUUCAAUCCUUGGUGUGAAGAUGAUGCUGUCUACAUGGCCAGUGAGGCRGAGAGGAAGGAGUACGUGCUCAACGACACUGGCUACAUCUACACUGGGACUGCCUACAUGAUAUAUGACAAGCCCUGGAAUUAUGGRCAGUUUGAGGAAUUCAUCUUGGAUGCCUGCAUGUAUCUGCUGGACAAAAGCAACCUCAGUCUGUCUGAUAGAAGGAGUCCUGCAACUGUGUCCAGAGCCAUGUCUGCUUUGGUUAAUGCCAACGAUGACAGAGGUGUCCUGAUGGGGAACUGGUCAGGGAAUUACACUGGUGGGACAUCCCCUAUGGAUUGGAUUGGGAGUGUCACCAUUCUGCAGAAGUACUAUAAAACAAAGAAGCCGGUCUGCUUUGGGCAGUGCUGGGUUUUCGCAGGAGUCCUCAAUACGGUCAUGCGCUGCUUGGGAGUGCCCUGCCGCUGUGUGAGCACCUUCGACGCGGCCCAYGACACGGAUGAGAACCUGAGAGUGGACGUUUACCUGAACGACAAAGGGGAAAAGCUGAACUCGCUGUCCCUSGACUCUGUCUGGAACUUCCACGUGUGGAAUGAUGCCUGGAUGAAGAGAACAGACAUACCAGAGGGGUUUAAUGGCUGGCAGGCAAUUGAUUCAACCCCUCAGGAGCUAAGUCAAGGCCGUUUCCAGUGUGGCCCGUGCCCGGUGAAGGCUGUCCGGGAAGGAGAGGUGUACUUGCCCUACGACAGCAAGUUUGUGUACGCGGAAGUGAACGCUGACAGAGUCUUCUGGAUCGUCAAGAGGGUGAACGGCAAGGACAAGUACUACAGGGUCGGCACAGAGACCCAGGGCAUYGGCAACAACAUCAGCACAAAGGCCGUGGGGCAGAACAGGCGCCAAGACAUCACCUGGGAGUACAAGUACCCCGAAGGCUCCAGAGAGGAAAGRAAGUCUAUGGAAAGAGCUUCUAGCUUCCUGCGCCCGGCAGGAUUGAUACCUCGAUCAGGCUACGCUACAACUGCACAGGCAACGAGCAGCAACAUCCAGCCCUUGAUCCUGAAGGAGCCAGUCACCAAGAGUGGGCUCCACCUUGACRUAAGCAAUACAGAACCUUUGCAUCCCGGCAAUCCCCUUGAAUUUGCCAUCACAGUGAAGGCCGCUACUCCUGGGAACUGGACCGUCGAACUUCUUGGCUCYUGCCAGCUGCAGUACUACACUGGAAACGUUCAGGCCAAUCUUGGGACUAUCAAGGAGACCAUCAGUCUUGAAGGCAAYUCUGAGAUGCAGGUCCCCCUGAAGAUAGCCCCUGAUGCGUACAUGAAGUCGCUGGCCUCCCUGGAAGGCGAGGUGCUCAUCCUUGUCACUGCUGUUGCUGAGGUCAAGGAAACAAACGACAAACUCACCAAGGAGACCUCGAUGAGAUUCGAGUACCCCCCCAUCACUGUSCAGAUGCCCGAAACAGCCAAACUGUACAAUGACUUCACCUGUGCAUUCAUCUUCAAGAACAAGCUGAAUGUGACCCUGGAAAACUGCAAGCUGCUGGUGGAGGGCUUGGGCAUAUUUAAGAUGACAACAUUUGAGCAGGGGGAUAUAAUGCCUGGCAGAAUCAUGAAGUCUGAAGUAAUAUGCACUCCAACAAGACUAGGAGAGAAGAAAAUCAUAGCCAAGCUGAUCUCAGACCAGAUCAAAGGGAUCUCURCAGAGAAAGCCAUCAUGAUCACUGAGUAGGAUCAGCACCUUUUYGGGGUGCAAAUGUUGGCCUUGCUGAAUGUAUUUUAUCACUGGGCAUUUCUUGUCUCCUUGAUUGCUGUGUAGUACUUUUAAUAUAAAGAGCAAAAUUGCCAUAAAGCUACAGGAAUUAAAGUGACUUUAAGGGGUGCAGCUGCAUUGAUUGCAGUUAACUGUGAUUCAAUAAAGAUUGCUAAAAUUGACUCUGUGAUU